Messenger RNA from Jaculus jaculus (lesser Egyptian jerboa), 2456 nucleotides. It is a transcript of the gene Ppef2, whose product is annotated as protein phosphatase with EF-hand domain 2. Gene Ontology annotation, biological process: detection of stimulus involved in sensory perception; negative regulation of MAPK cascade. NCBI's taxonomy places the organism in Eukaryota, Metazoa, Chordata, Mammalia, Rodentia, Dipodidae. The transcript has 17 exons. The coding region runs from base 133 to 2394 and encodes 753 amino acids. Gene Ontology annotation, cellular component: nucleus; cytosol. Gene Ontology annotation, molecular function: iron ion binding; protein serine/threonine phosphatase activity; Hsp90 protein binding. The record is from RefSeq and is a predicted model, not a curated record.
GACAGGUUGUUCAAACGGACUGCUUUCUCAUGCCUCGUAGUAAACUCACCCAAGAAGAGCCCCCUUCUUCUGUGAGCAUCCUGCUUCCUUCCCUUGGAUCUCCGGGGGGCGCCCUGCAGGAGCGCUGACACCAUGGGAAGCAGCACCUCCGCGCCACAUCGCUUCGCUUUCCAGAACGCCGAGCACGCCUUCAAGGCAGCAGCCUUAAUCCAGAGAUGGUACCGGCGCUAUAUGGCCCGCCUGGAGAUGAGGCGGCGAUGCACCUGGAGCAUUUUCCAGUCUAUCGAGUAUGCUGGGCAGCAAGACCAGGUCAAGCUUCACGAUUUCUUCAGCUACCUCGUGGAUCACUUCACACCCCGUAACCACAAUGAGAGAGACUUCCUCAACCGCAUGUUCACAGAGGAGAGAUUCGCCCAGGACUCAGAGAUGGAGAAGAGCAGCGAUUUUGAAUCCAUAGAGGUGCCAGACAGUUAUACAGGGCCACGCCUCUCCUUUCCCCUCCUUCCUGACCAGGCCACUGCCCUGGUGGAAGCUUUCAGGCUGAAACAACAGCUCCAUGCUCGCUACGUCUUGAAUCUCUUGUACGAGACCAGAAAACACUUGGCACAGCUGCCGAACAUCAACCGAGUCUCGACCUGUUACAGUGAGGAGAUCACAGUGUGUGGAGAUUUACAUGGCCAGUUGGAUGACUUAAUAUUUAUAUUUUAUAAGAAUGGUCUACCAUCGCCAGAGCGGGCAUAUGUGUUCAAUGGUGACUUUGUGGAUCGAGGCAAGGAAUCAGUAGAGAUCCUGAUGGUUCUUUUUGCCUUCAUGUUGGUUUACCCCAAAGAGUUCCACCUUAACAGAGGAAACCAUGAGGACCAUAUGGUGAACUUACGGUACGGCUUCACCAAGGAAGUGCUGCACAAGUACAAGACACAUGGAAAGAAAAUCUUACGAACACUUCAAGACGUGUUCUGUUGGCUGCCUCUGGCCACACUGGUUGAUGAGAAGGUCCUCGUUCUUCAUGGUGGGAUAUCAGACAGAACUGAUCUGGAGUUUUUGGCUAAACUAGACCGACACAAGAUUGUUUCUACCCUGAGGUGCAAAAUGAGAAAGGAAAGCACGAAACAGGAGGAGGAAAAGAAAACGGCCAACCAGCCAAGCUCUGCCCAGGAACCCACCCCAUGGUUUCUUCCUCAGAGCCGCUCUCUCCCCUCCACGCCGUUCCACCUGCGCCCCGACAAGGCCCACCGAGCCGGCCGCUCGUGCAGCAUCCCCUGCCCCGGCGCGCUGGACAGGCAGGAGCUGUCCCGGCACGCGCGGCGCUCGGUGGACCUGGAACUGGAAAGGUGCCGCCAGCAAGCGGGCUUCCCAGGGAUCAAGGAGAGCGAGGAGCCCUCGCCCUUGGCCUCGGGGCCCGACCCCGAGUCGGGGGAGCUGCUGGAGCCCACCCAGGAGGAAUGGAGGCAGGUCGUGGACAUCCUGUGGAGUGACCCCAUGGCUCAGGAGGGCUGCAAGGCCAACACUGUUCGAGGAGGAGGCUGUUACUUUGGGCCCGAUGUGACGCAACAGUUGCUGGAGAGAUACAGCCUGCAACUCCUGAUCCGUUCCCACGAGUGCAAACCUGAGGGCUAUGAGUUCUGCCACAACCGCAAGGUGUUAACCAUCUUUUCUGCCUCUAAUUACUAUGAAGUUGGUAGUAACAGAGGUGCUUAUGUCAAACUGGGGCCAUCUCUGACCCCACACAUCGUACAGUAUCAAGCUAACAAGGGGACCCACUUGCUAACCAUGAGGCAAAGGAUCAGCAGGGUAGAGGAGUCAGCCCUGAGAGCUUUGCGGAAAAAGUUAUUUGCUCAUUCCUCAGACCUCCUUGAUGAAUUUAAGAAGCAUGAUGCAGAUAAAACUGGCAUCAUCUCCCUGAGUGACUGGGCGGCUGCUGUGGAGUCUGUGCUGCACCUGGGGCUGCCCUGGCGGAUGCUGAGGCCGCAGCUCGUGAACAGCUCCACGGAUAACAUGCUGGAGUACAAGACCUGGCUGGAGAGCUUGGCUAAAGAGCAGCUGAGCCGAGAGAAUAUACAGUCAAGUUUGCUGGAAAAACUGUAUCGAAACCGAUCCAACUUGGAGACCAUCUUUAGGAUCAUAGACAGUGAUCAUUCAGGGUUCAUCUCCCUGGAUGAGUUCAGACAGACGUGGAAGCUGUUCAGCUCUCAUAUGAACAUCGACAUCUCGGACGACUGCAUCUGUGAUCUUGCCCGAAGCAUUGACUUCAACAAGGAUGGCCAGAUUGACAUCAAUGAGUUUCUGGAGGCCUUCCGCCUUGUAGAGCAGUCCUGCUCGGAGGGCAGGGACUCUGCUUGCCCACAGUCCACAGACACCAGUGAUGGUGGCCCCAGCAGUCCAGACCCACACUGAGAACAGCCUGGUAUUUAUAGCCCACAGUGCCUCCAUAGGCAAUGCCCAGCCUACUAACAACU